This is a messenger RNA of Procambarus clarkii (red swamp crayfish), 1035 nucleotides long. The record is from RefSeq and is a predicted model, not a curated record. NCBI's taxonomy places the organism in Eukaryota, Metazoa, Arthropoda, Malacostraca, Decapoda, Cambaridae.
AUGUUGACUGGUCCGUCAAAUUCAACGCGAAGAUCUAGUUUGUGUGACCGAGAGAAAACUUCCGACACGUCGCCGCUUCUGACGCACAAACAUCGAGCCCCCAAGACGCCGCACAAGCCCCCAAGACGCCGCACAAGCCCCCAAGACGCCGCACAAGCCCCCAAGACGCCGCACAAGCCAUCAAGACGCCGCACAAGCCCCCAAGACGCCGCACAAGCCCCCAAGACGCCGCACAAGCCAUCAAGACGCCGCACAAGCCCCCAAGACGCCGCACAAGCCCCCAAGACGCCGCACAAGCCCCAAGACGCCGUACAAGCCCCCAAGACGCCGCACAAGCCCCAAGACGCCGCACAAGCCCCCAAGACGCCGCACAAGCCCCCAAGACGCCGCACAAGCCCCCAAGACGCCGCACAAGCCCCCAAGACGCCGCACAAGCCCUCAAGACGCCGCACAAGCCCCCAAGACGCCGCACAAGCCACCAAGACGCCGCACAAGCCCCCAAGACGCCGCACAAGCCCCCAAGACGCCGCACAAGCCCCAAGACGCCGCACAAGCCACCAAGACGCCGCACAAGCCCCAAGACGCCGCACAAGUCCCCAAGACGCCGCACAAGCCACCAAGACGCCGCACAAGCCCCCAAGACGCCGCACAAGCUCCCAAGACGCCGCACAAGCCACCAAGACGCCGCACAAGCCCCCAAGACGCCGCACAAGCCCCCAAGACACCACACAAGCUCCCAAGACGCCGCACAAGCCACCAAGACGCCGCACAAGCCCCCAAGACGCCGCACAAGCCACCAAGACGCCGCACAAGCCACCAAGACGCCGCACAAGCCACCAAGACACCACACAAGCCCCCAAGACGCCGCACAAGCCCCCAAGACGCCGCACAAGCCACCAAGACGCCGCACAAGCCCCCAAGACGCCGCACAAGCCCCCAAGAUGCCGCCCAAGCCCCCAAGACGCCGCACAAGCCACCCCUCCACCUUUAAGACUCGCACGCAGACACCGAAAUGCAUUAGAGAGCCAUAAUUAA